AUGGACAUGGACAUGGACAUGGACAUGGACAUCGUCAUGGAUGGUAUUGUCCCGGAUCUCCUCGACUUCUCCGGUUACAGUACCACCACCCCUACUUCCGACGACGAUGCCGGCUGUAACUGGAGCCAAUGGUCCCCACUCGUCAACUGGGAAUGCUUCACCGGCGACCAAGACGACUUCCACGGCCUCAUUGACUCUAUCAUGGCAGAUCACGGCGUCGUGCAAGAAGCAUCAAGCGGUGACGGCUGCAACUCCGCUUCAACAACCACCACCACCACCACCACGGACGACGACGAAGGCAGCACCGGCGACAACUCGAAGGGCCUCCGGCUGGUUCACCUCCUGAUGGCGGCGGCGGAGGCCCUCACCGGAGGCAACAAGAGCCACGACCUGGCUCGAGCGAUAUUGGUUCGGCUCAAGGAGUUGGUGUCCCCAACAGAAGGCACCAACAUGGAGAGGCUCGCGGCGUAUUUUACCGAAGCCCUCCAGGGACUGCUAGAAGGCGCCACCGGUGCGCACAGCACAACAACAACAACAACCAACAAACAUUACGUCAUCAGUGGACCCCACCUCGACCAUAACAACCCCCAAACGGACAUGCUUGCAGCAUUCCAGCUUCUUCAGGACAUGUCACCAUACGUCAAGUUCGGCCACUUCACAGCCAAUCAGGCCAUCUUAGAAGCAGUGAUCCACGAGCGUAGGGUCCACAUCGUCGACUAUGAUGUCAUGGAAGGGGCCCAAUGGGCUUCCCUCAUUCAAGCACUCUCCUCCCGGAAAGAAGGCCCACCAGGCCCACACCUCCGCAUAACCGCAUUGUCCAGAGGCAAUGGCAGCGGACGCAGAUCCAUUGCCACCAUCCAAGAGACUGGACGGCGCUUGACGGCGUUUGCUGCAUCGAUCGGGCAACCGUUCUCGUUUCAUCAGUGCAGGUUGGACCCCGACGAAACGUUUCGACCGUGUUCUCUGAAACUCGUUCGCGGAGAGGCCUUAAUAUUCAACUGCAUGCUGCACCUGCCACACCUUAGCUACCGCGCACCCGAAUCGGUUGCUUCGUUCUUGAAUGGUGCCAAGGAGUUGAGCCCGAGACUUGUGACCCUGGCGGAGGAGGAGGUUGGGCCCGUUGGAGAUUCCGGUUUUGUGAGCCUGUUCAUGGACUCGCUCUACCACUACUCGUCGAUGUAUGAUUCCCUUGAGGAUGGGUUUCCCAUGCAGGGAUGCUCCCGGGCUUUGGUGGAGCGAGUGUUCUUGGGCCCACGAAUAACGGGCUCGGUGGCCCGGAUAUACCGGACGGGUGAGGGUGAGGAAGGGAGAGGGUCGUGGGGGGAGUGGUUGGGUGCGGCGGGGUUCAGAGGAGUUCCCCUAAGCUUCUCGAACCAUUUGCAAGCGAAGCUGUUGCUGGGUCUGUUUAAUGAUGGGUAUGAGGUGGAGGAGUUGCGUAACAAUAAGUUGGUGUUGCGUUGGAAAUCAAGGCGUUUAUUUUCGGCCUCUGUUUGGACUUCUAUUUUAGACUCUGAUUUGUAG
Molecule: messenger RNA, 1521 nt
Organism: Gastrolobium bilobum
Lineage: Eukaryota; Viridiplantae; Streptophyta; Magnoliopsida; Fabales; Fabaceae
Product: protein NODULATION SIGNALING PATHWAY 2-like
Exons: 1
Coding region: 1-1521 (506 amino acids)
Biological process (GO): regulation of DNA-templated transcription
Cellular component (GO): nucleus
Molecular function (GO): DNA-binding transcription factor activity; sequence-specific DNA binding
Source: RefSeq, a predicted model, not a curated record